Messenger RNA from Mya arenaria, 9382 nucleotides. Its product is annotated as sorting nexin-27-like. NCBI's taxonomy places the organism in Eukaryota, Metazoa, Mollusca, Bivalvia, Myida, Myidae. Gene Ontology annotation, cellular component: early endosome. The transcript has 14 exons. Bases 6 to 1544 code for a protein of 512 amino acids. The record is from RefSeq and is a predicted model, not a curated record. Gene Ontology annotation, molecular function: phosphatidylinositol-3-phosphate binding; protein binding. Gene Ontology annotation, biological process: signal transduction; intracellular protein transport.
CAAGUAUGGCGGAAAGUGACGAAAAUCCCUCCCCUCCUUCAGAAUAUUCAGGAGAUCCGUCCCUUGGGCCGCGUGUAGUGACUAUUACUAAAUCAGAGACUGGUUUUGGGUUUAAUGUGCGUGGACAAGUUAGCGAAGGAGGUGUCCUGAAGUCAAUAAAUGGUGUCCUGUAUGCACCCUUGCAACAUGUCAGUGCUGUUUUGGAAGGUGGUGCUGCCCAGAGGGCAGGGAUAAGAAAAGGGGACCGAAUACUUGAAGUAAACAAUAUUUCUGUUGAGGGAUCAACACACAAACAAGUAGUAGACCUCAUUAAAUCUGGAGGAGAUACUCUUACACUUACAGUGAUAUCAGUACCUGAGCAAAUUGCUGACCGCCUUGAACCAAGUGAUGACUCAUCAGGCCCAUCUUACAUGGACUACUCAGAGAGGCGAUCACUCCCCAUAUCAAUACCAGAUUAUCAGACUGUCAGUCAGGCUGGGGAGAAGUUUGUUGUGUACAAUAUCUAUAUGGCAGGACGCCACUUGUGUUCAAGAAGAUAUAGUGAAUUUGAUAACUUGCAUUCUCGAUUAAAAAGAGAGUUUCCCGACUUCACGUUUCCCAAGAUGCCGGGAAAGAAGCUGUUUGCCCUGACAGAACAGCAGCUGGACACUCGACGGAGAGGCCUGGAACAAUACUUGGAGAAAGCCUGUGCAGUGCGAGUGAUUGGUGAAUGUGAUAUUUUGCAAGAGUUUCUUGCUGCUAACGAUGGGGAGCAGGACUCCACCAACACAGAUGUUGAGUUGAAGGUGCUGUUACCGGACCGGAACAUCUGCGUUGUUACUAUCCAUCGCAAUGACAACACCGAUACUGUUUACAAGGCUGUUGUUAACAAGGUCAACUUAUCUUCUGGUGCUGCCGAGUGUUUUUAUUUAUUUGAAACUGUUGAAUAUAAUUUUGAGAGGAAACUACUACGUAACGAAUUUCCACACAACAUUUACAUACAAAAUUACAGCACAGCAACAGCGACAUGCAUACUGCUGAAGAAAUGGGUCUUCUCGCUCGCUCGAGAAAAAUUUCUCAACUCUGAUACUGUUGCUAUGAACUUCCUUUAUGGACAGGCUGUAGAAGAUGUAAACCGUGGUGUGAUCAGCACAGAGGAGAACCUAUAUGAACUCAAGUCACUGCAGGACGCAGGCAAGAAGAUAGAGUACGUAAAGAUGGCGCGUAACCUGGAAGGAUACUGUGACGUGCGCUUCCCACACUGUCCCUGCGACUCCCGGAAAGACGGCCAUGUUAUUGCCAUAAUCAACCGACCCAGCUUUAAGUUGAGAGCAUGCAAGAAUGAUGGGACACCAGAGUCACAGGUGAUAGAGUUCCAGUGGGCUGACCUUCAGGAUUAUGACAUGGAGGAGGAAGGUAUGGUCUUCCAGUUUGAGUACAGACGACCCGGCAAGAAACCCAAAAUUGUACAGAUCUUAACACAAUACUAUGUCUUUAUGAAGGAGUGCUUUGACAAGAUAUAUGAAGAGAUUGAAUGGGACAAAGAGGAAGGCCUUGAUGUGUGAUGUAACAUAUGUGCUAGAUUUGAGACCCAGCUAUCCAGAGAUGAAACCAUACAUGAGCGUUGCCAUGGUUUCCAGUCAUCAAAACCUGCUCUGCUACCCCCAUAGGUUCAUACACACAGUGCAAUCUUCCCUGACUAACCUGUUGAUGUUCUCUGUAACCACGUGAACAAAUGUUAAACUGUAUGUUAUCCAUUCUGAAAGAUUUACAGAAUGCUUGUUAAUAAUGCUAUUUAUAUGUUUAUACAUUUUAUCAAUUUACCUGUAAAUGAAGAAUGUUUAUAGAAUACUUCCCUAAUCUGCAUUAGUGUUAGAAACCAUUUGUAUUACAUGGUCCAUUGAUAUUAGUAGCAGUUUGGGUUUAACUGUCUUUUUACCUCACAUUGCCAAACAAAACCAUACCUACACUUUUUAAGAUAAUAUUUUGUUCAUAAAUUGCACAUCAAUAUAAUCAAAAUGAAUAUAGACCUUUGUUUAUUGCAUAAUAAUUAUAUUCGACAGACAAGUGCUUGCUUCUGACUAGUCAUGUAGAGUGGAGAGAGUGAAGCUGAAAGCUUGCCAUCUGUACAUUCUGAUUAGCUAUACAAUAGAUUCUAUUUGUUCCAUAGCAAAUACUUUUUUUCCUUACUCUGCAGCAAAAUAGAUGGAUAUCAAUUUUGGCUCAACACUUGUGAGAAAUCCAGGUUGACAGCAUGGUAAUGAGGAUAUAUUUCCAAACAAACUAAACUCUUAUAUGUGUACUACAGUUUGAAUUAAGUCCUUUUAGAGAGUAAAGAUAAAAUACAUCCAUCUUAAACAGAUCUUCUUAUGCUGUGAAAGACAAAUACACAUAGACACCAACUACAUGUCAGCCAGUGUUGUUUUGUUGCCAUUGGUUUUACAAGACAUGCAUCAAAUCAUUUGUUUACCUGUGCAUGCUCUUGCUGUUGCGUCAUCCUUACUGUCCAUAAUGAUAUUACAAGCUCAGAGCUCAUUUAAAUGAGGACAUAGUUGUUAUUAUUGUUAAUUAUAGAAGUUAAAUAGCAUUCCAGCACUCAGUGUGAUGUUAUUUAUAAUAUAUAUUUUUAAAAGCAUCAUUGUAUUUAUUUAUAUUUAAACAAAUUACCGUAAUUGACUGGGUAUAAGACGAUAGGGGGUAUUAGACGCAGGGAAAAAAAUCUGUGAAAAAUCCGAGAAAAAAACUUUUAAUCUAUGUUUUUGGUUAAAAGACGCAUAGAAAAAAUGUCAAAAUCGUCCGGCAUUUUCAGCCACCAUGUUUGUUGACAGUGACAAAAAAAUUUUUUCGUGAAAAUGGCGAUAGUUAUCUUUAAAACCAUACAACCAUACUGUCGAGAAUGAAAAAAUAUGUUAUGCCAAAAAUAUUUUGACUGUGCUAAACUUUGCUUUUUUAUAUGUAAGUUUGAUUAUUGUUUAAUUCAAUUUAUUAUUCAAAAUAAUAUUGAAUACCAUAAUUCACAAGAGUUUGGACACCAUAAAUUAAUUUUUUUUUCGCUCUCCGAAUACAUAGAAAAUUAUCAUUUUUACAUUUAAUUUACAUGUUUGUUUAACCUGCCUUUUUUCUUCAUGUUUGCUUUUUACCACUUAUUAAUUUAUCCGUAGUAAUCAAUGGUCAUAAACUUAUUUAUUACGCCUAUAAGUGUAAAUCCUUCAUGAAGUUAAUUAAAACACCAUUUUAUACAUGCACUGAACUGAAUAAACACAUUCUAUCGGCUUCAGAUCAAAGAGUCACACUGUGUGACAUCACAUAACUUACAGUUAUACCCACGAGGAUCUCGUGGAGAGCAUGGACAUUGCUAUGCAGGAUUAAUGUAUAACUGUACGAUUAUUGCUUCAUAUAGUCUAUAAGUGUGGUACAAGUUUGAAAGCUUAUUGGCAGAUCGUUUUACAAACAUGCCAUGUCGAUGUUUUCUUAAUCCCUUGAUUGCCCUUGUUGUUUGUUUAAUCCUCAAACAAAUAUAUCACACUUCCUUUUCAACAGGCAAUAAAUCGUUUAGGAUGGGUAGUAACUAAUUAAAUUGUCACAGUGGUGUAUACGGUUAGGUAAUCUAGCCAGGCAUUGUAAAGAUAAAAAUCAAUAAUCUUCGUCUGUGAAACUUGGUAACUAUGAAAGUUAUGAUUGAUGUCCUUUGGGUGUCCGAAAAUAAAUUAUUUUGGGAAAUAAUUAUGGGUGUCCAAAUAUUUAGAGUGUCCGAACUCUUAGGUGAAUUACGGUAACUUUAAUCGAAAAAUAUUUUUGUUGAAAUUAUAAACGUCUUACGAUAUACCGUAUCCCGAUCUUCAAUUGCCGUUUUAACCCGUAUAUACUCGAUCAAUAUGACGCGAGUAACACCCCUUUCUACGUAAAUCUAAACAAACUCUCGGCUUGAAAUUGACCUCAGAAAAAAAGUUCAAAAAAUUGUUACUGGGUAUUAUACGCAGGCAUUUUUUUGCAUCAAAAUCUGAGGGAAAAAAGUGCGUCUAAUACCCAGUCAUUUACGGUAUGGAUUAUAUGAAGACAUAAGAAACAGUUGAUCAAUUAAUGUCAUUGUUUGAUUUUCCAGGAUAUUUAGAUAAAUAGAUAAGAUCAUGCAACCAUAACAUGCCUUUGUUAUUGACAUUCGAAUUGUAAUACAUUUAAACACCUUUAAUCCAAAAUCGUCGGAACCCUGAUAAACAUUUCGAAAUAACGAUAUUUCAGAUUAACAAUUUUUAGAAAAUGACAGUGUUCGCAAUUUAUAGAUGACUUAAAUAAUAAAGUCCUGAUGAUUGUAAUGUCGGUUACAUGUUACUUACAUGCAACAUUUGGUUUGAGUGAUCGUUCAGUAUACAUGUUUGUUGAAUUAUUGUUUGAUAACUGAAAAAUAGUUUGUUAUUAUAAUUCUUGAAUACUUGUUUUAUUAAAACAGCAUAUUCCAUUUCAUUUUAAAAUUUCUAAAACCAACAGAAAGUGUAUAUUCGAUUUCCAUGUUUGUGUUGAUUUCUGUGGAUGUUUUUAUUCCCCCGAAGGUGGGCAUAUUAAAAUCGCACCGUCCUUCCGUCCGUCCGUGUGUCCGGCUUAAUAACUCGUGUCCGGGCUGUAACUUUCCUUUGUAUGGACAGAUUUUAAAAUAACUUGCCACAUGUGUUCCACAUACCAAGACGAUGUGUCGGGUGCAAGACCUGUGCCUCUACCUCUAAGGUCAAGGUCACACUUAAUGUUUAUUCACAAUGGAGUGCUGCAUAUAGGACAUAGAGUAUAGGUUGUCGUGUCCGGGCUGUAACUUUCCCAUGUAUGGACAGAUUUUAAAAUAACUUGCCACAUGUGUUCCACAUACCAAGACAAUGUGUCGCAUGCACGACCCGUGUCCCUACCUCUAAGGUCAAGGUCACACUUAGUGUUUAUUCACAAUGGAGUGCUGCAUAUAAGGACAUAGAGUAUAGGUUGUCGUGUCCGGGCUGUAACUUUCCCUUGUAUGGACAGAUUUUAAAAUAACUUGCCACAUGUGUUCCACAUACCAAGAUGACGUGUCGCGUGCAAGACCCGUGUCCCUACCUCUAAGGUCAAGGUCACACUUAGGUGUUUAUUCACAACAGAGUGCUGCAUAUAAGGACAUAGAGUAUAGGUUGUCGUGUCCGGGCUGUAACUUUCCCUUGAAUGGACAGAUUUUAAAAUAACUUGCCACAUGUGUUCCACAUACCAAGACGACGUGUCGCAUGACAGACCCGUGUCCCUAUCUCUAAGGUCAAGGUCACACUUGGGUGUUUAUUCACAAAGGAAUGCUGCAUAUAUAAGGACAUAAUAGUGUCGGUUGUCAACUAUGGAUGGUGUUUUUUUUUAUGUUUAGAGGCAAUUUAAAAUAACUUGCCAUAUGUAUUUGACAUGUAAAGGCAAGAUCAACUUUUCAUGUACUGACCUUGUUCAUAGGUCAAUGUCACAAUCGGGGGCAUUCGUCACAUACUGUGACAGCUCUUGUUUAAUUAUUUUUUCUCACAAUAAGCGCAAAAUCAUUCCUUAACAAGCGCUAAUUGUGCUUCAUCUCAAACUGAUGCCAGAGUGUUAUUGCAUUAUGGUGUGAAAAACUUUGAGAUGAUCGAAAUCGAAAUUAGGAUUGAUAAAUAGGUGUGAAAUACCAAAUCAGGACGGUAAUAUUUACUUCGGAACCACGAUUAUUUCAAAAUCUCGAAUUCGGAUUAUUGUUUAAAAAUUUAGUUAAACAAAGAAGGAAUAAAAUUGGGACAUUUUUUAGCUCGACUAUUGGAAGAAUAGGGAGGGCUAUACUACUCGUCCCAGCGUCGGCGUCCAGUUAAAGUUUUAGGGCAAGUUGGGAUAUUCACUUAUAAGUCCAAAAACCCUUCAUUCAAUUGACUUAAUACUUCACACACUUGUUCAGGGCUAUUACAUAAUGAGGCUGGAUAAAUAUUAUUUUUUACACAAAUUAUGGCCCCUGAUUGACUAUGGAACUUAGGUAAAGUUUUAGGGCAGGUUGGGAUAUUUAUUAAUAACUUCUAUACCCUUAGUUCAAUUGAUUUAAUACUUCACACAACUGUUAAGGACCAUCACACAAUGAGGUUACAUAACUCCAUAUUAUUCUUAAUACAAGUUAUGGCCCCUGAUUGACUUAGGUUAAAGUUUUAGGGCAGGUUAAAGUUUUAGGGCAAGUUGGGAUUUUAAUUAAAAAACUUCUAUACCCUUCAUUCAAUGCACUUAAUUCUUCGCAGAAUUGUUGAUGACCAUCUUACAACAAGGAACAUAACUCCAUUUUAACCCUUAAUACAAAUAAUGGCCCUUGAAUGAUUUUUUGUUGUUUUUUUUGUUUAAUUUUUCUUUUAAUAUCUUUUGAAAGGCACAUUUUUAUAUUCUUAACAACAUUUUCAUAAAGGGAAAACAUGUUAUUUGAAUGACUUGCGUCAUUGUUCGGGCGGGCCGGUCACAAAUUUAAAAUAAAUGUAAACUCAAAGAAAUACUGUCCUAAUAAAAUAGUGUCUAUUCUUUACUCCAGCCAACUUAUUGGAAGCCUUAUCAAAUGGGAUGUAGUUCUAUUUAUUUGUAAGCAUAGCCAAUGACUUCUGUUAAGUCUUUUUUGACACUUUUUAACCCCCUAAAAUGCUGCAUUACAAAUUUUGACAAAGCCAAAAGCAAAUCUAUUUUUAGCUCGUAAACGUCAUUAUGAAAUUUGCAUAUCUUUCCGACAACCUAAAAUUCUAUGAUUUGCAUUUUUAAAACUAACACGUUAAUAACUCAACAACAAAGCUGUUGAGCUAAAUCUUAAAAUUGUUUGCUUAUAAGAGACAUACUGGUUAAAGGAUGAUUGUUGACAUAAUCCGUGAAAGCAAUAAAAUUCCGCAAUAAUUAGUGAGGUGUUGACUUGGCCGUGACUACUUGCCCUAAUUAUCGGAUUUGUUGGCACACCAGCAGAUGAGCUUGAUUUAUGACAGUGACAGAAUGGAUUAUCAUGCAGGCCGCAUGGGCACUGCUUACAUCAUUUUAAGAAAAUAUUUUCAUAAAAAAAUUGUUGUCUCCAUAAAUUCGCCAAAUUUGAAAAGUUGUCGCCACUUUUGCGAUUUUGUCGCAAAUGGCAACAAUGACGAUCACCAGCGGGAACCCUGCUGGUGGGAGGGCAGCGUCAAAGUCACCUUAUGUAUCGAAUAAUUUUAGCUAGGUUUGACAUAAUUAGACCAAACUUGGUAUAUACGAAGAGUUUAUGGAGACCUUUUAUGGAAAUGCAUUUGAGGCCCCUAGGUUACUAUUAAUAGAAAACGGGUUGGUAUUAAAUAACUUAAGUAAGGGUCUACAUAUUGUGACCAAACUUGGUAUGUAGGAAGAGUUUAUAGAAACCUUUCCUGAGAUUGUGUUUUGGGCCCCUAGAGUUAUGGUCUAGGUCAAGGUCACUGUUGCUAAAAAUAGAAAUAUGCUUAGUUCUGAAUAACUCAAGUAAGGGUUGACAUAGUGUGACCAGACUUGGUAUAUAGGACAAGUUUACACAGAGCUUUCAUGGAUUGCCUUUCGGCCCCCUAGAGUCAAAGUCACUGUUACUGAAAAUAGAUUACUGUUUCAGUUAUGGUUGACAUACUGUGACCAAACUUGAUAUGUAGGAAGAGUUUAUAGAGGACUUCCACGGGAUUGUGUUUGGGGCCCAUGGAAUCAAGGUCUCUGUUACUAAAAAUAGAAGAAAGCAGUUGAAACUGAGUCACUUUUUAAUUUGAUUGUUUUAUUGGUUUUGACAAGCACAUAUUACAUCAUUAUUGUAUUGACUUCUAAGUCAAAGCGGCGUAGUCGAGCGUGCUGUCUUACGACAAGCUCUUGUUUUUUUCGAAAUGGUGAUAAUUUUUCAUAAAUGGAGUUUGGAAUAGCGAUGUUUAAAUGUAUAACAAUAGUAACAUGUAAGUUUGUUAUUGACAACUGAAAAGGCUGGUUAUUUGUUGAUUAAUAUCUUUGAAAGAGGAAUGCACAUUGUUACCAGUGCUGAAAAAAAUACCGUAUUAUUAGAUAUCAAAUGAUCAUAUAUAUCUGUGUCUGUUGGUUAUGUAAGGACAUAAAUGUUUACUAGAGAGUACUUGCUUAUGUCAAACACUUGAUUUUUUACAUGUAUGUGAGUAUGGUUUGUGUCGGUACAGUAAUUAUUCAUUGUUAUACUAGUACUAGUAAUCUGUUUUACCAUAGUUACAUUGUACACGUAUGGCUGAUAUGUUAUGUCUGUUUUGUAAGUCAUUGAAAACUGAAGCUCAUACAUAAGACUCAUCCUUCAUUAUUGUCACAUAACAAGAUAUUUAAUAUAUGCUGGAUAUGUUUCUUCCAAAACAAGACUUUCCAAGAUCUAAUCCCCAACUGGUAUAAAUUGAAAAUAUAUUUUGUUGUGCUGUUGAAUUGAAGCUAUAUUUACAGUAGAUUUUGGCAAGGGCAAGAGUUGUUGAUGUUAGAGAUACUAACUUGUUUGCUGAACUACAGGUAAAUGGGUUUGUCCCGAGGUCCUUCUCUCAGUAAACAUCAAUUUUUCUUCAAACUAUUUAUCCAAAGCUGAUUGACCAUGUAAAUACUCAUUCUUUUAGGUGUUUUAAGGAGUGUUCCUUCCUUUUUCCUGCGUUUCAAACUAAACUGCGAAUUUUAAAAAAAAACACCAGUAAAUAAACAUGUAUUUGUAAAACCUAUUUCAUACAAGAAAACUGAUAAAUGGGGGCAAUUUUGCCCUAUGUACUUACACAGAGUAUUUCGGAUGGAUAUUUACAAUGAUAGCUUCUGAAACUUGGUUUAUAUAGUGUGAUCUUGAUGGAAUUCUUUACUCAGUUAUGUCAACAUUUCAUGUAUACAGUGUGUAUGGCAGAGUGGUGUAUUUAAAGUUUUUAUCAUUUCAGUGAUAUCAUCUUAUAUUUAGUUGGUAUACUAUUUAUUAAGAAAUAAUAGCUUAUGUAUAAUAUUAAUCAUACAUGUAAAUCUGCUAGUUUUAAAAACACUAAUACAUGUUAUUUGUAAAACACAAAAAUGUAUACCGGUACAUAUUAUAUAAACCGCUAUUACGGUUUAAGAAAUAUGUGAAUUAAUCUAGAUUUCUGGUUAUUUCAAUCAAGACGUCGACAUAUAUAUGUACUUGUUUAUUUAAUUACUAGUAAACAUAAGCAUAACAUUAUUAUAUUCAUACAACAUUUAGUUUCAGUCUUAAAAUUGUACAUAUAUUCAGAAAUGUGUUUUAAAUGAAAUUUUAUAAUUAUUUAUAUAUCAUGGUAAUUGAGGCUUGCAGGAAAUGUACUCAGUUCCACAUGAUGAUAUUGUUUCUCUUUGUUGUUGAUUUUUCUUGUUAUUUUUUUCUGAAAUGUUCAUGCAUGCCAUGUAUUGAAUAAAAACCUUGAUCAGAUUGAAAUAGACUAUCAGAAUAAAAACAAACAAACUC